Struthio camelus australis is the source of this 1532-nucleotide messenger RNA. NCBI's taxonomy places the organism in Eukaryota, Metazoa, Chordata, Aves, Struthioniformes, Struthionidae. The record is from RefSeq and is a predicted model, not a curated record.
AUGGCAGCACGGCCCCGGAAACUACAGCUCCCAGCAUGCACCGCCCGCGAGGCGCAAGGAAUCUGCAGCAGUAAAUUUAUAUUGCGUUUAGGGGCUCAGUGCAGGUGCCAUCCCUUUAGAAGUGAGAUUGUGCUACCCUUCCUUCCUAGACCUCGGAAAGAGAGGACUGUAGCAAGCCAGGAUCUGAGAGAUACUGAAGGGGAGUCUCUCCAGUCAUUGCUUUCAGAAUGGGAUAAUCCUGUUUUUGUUCGCUGCCCAGAGAUUGCUGUUGAUGUGACCAGCGGUCAGGCUGAGAAUCUGGCUGUGAAAAUUCAUAAUAUCUUGUAUCCUUAUCGUUUCACCAAAGACAUGAUUCAUUCAAUGCAGGUUCUUCAGCAAGUGGACAAUAAAUUUAUCGCAUGUUUAAUCAACACUAGGAAUGAAAUGGAUAAAAAGGCAGGUGGAAACCUCUUGGUUUUGGUGGACCAACAUGCAGCUCAUGAACGGAUCCGCCUGGAGCAGCUUAUUGCAGAUUCCUAUGAGAAGGAGACUGCAGCAUGCGGCAAGAAGAAAUUAUUGUCCUCUUCCAUCUCUCCCCCUUUGGAGAUUGAAGUAACAGAGGAACAAAGAAGAUUCUUACGAUGCUGCCACAAAAAUUUGGAGGAUUUAGGCCUUGAAUUAUCAUUUCCUGAGACCAACAGCUCCUUGAUUCUAGUGGGGAAAGUGCCAUUAUGUUUUAUAGAAAGAGAGGCCAAUGAAAUACGACGGAAAAGACAACCAGUCGCUAAAAGCAUUGUGCAGGAGUUUAUUCAAGAACAAGUUGAGCUAGUGCAGACCACAGGAGGAGCACGAGGGACACUGCCACUGACUUUUCUGAAGGUGUUGGCUUCCCAAGCGUGUCAUGGAGCUAUUAAGUUUAAUGACAGUUUGACUUUGGAGGAGAGCUGUCAGCUCAUUGAAGCUUUGUCGUCUUGCCAGCUGCCCUUCCAGUGCGCUCAUGGUAGACCUUCCAUGAUGCCCCUUGCAGACAUAGACCAUCUCCAGCAGGAAAAGCAGCCUAAACCUAAUUUGGCUAGACUGCGGAAAAUGGCACAAGCAUGGCACCUCUUUGGGAAAAAAAAAGAACUUAACCAAAGAAGUGAAAACCAUAAACUGCAAUCACCGAAAGCAUUGAUACGAUCCAGAUUUUCCUGUUAGACAGCAAUACCUUGUGUGGAGCUAAGUUUCUCAUCUAGUGCAGUAACUGAAGUUCUGCCCUGCGUACUGACCUAAGAAGCAGAGGCCAGCCCGGAGAACAUGGCAGAAGGAGCCCGUCCUGGUAGCCUGGAGAAGCGUCUUCAAUGCAAUUCCUUAACAUUGUAAACCUGGGCAUUAUGUCAGUGCUUGACUAUAAAAGGCAAGAAGUUGCAGCCACUUCCAGUUACUAAAGUACUUUUUCCCUCAGCAAGUGCAGCGGAACUUUGCAUAAUAGGAUAUUUUUAAUGAAUGCAGAAAUACAGCCAGCGCUUUGAAAAUGGGGAGGUAUUUAUUAAUAAAAUUAAUGCUAAACUCUU